Helobdella robusta is the source of this 4197-nucleotide messenger RNA. RefSeq lists its product as hypothetical. The record is from RefSeq and is a predicted model, not a curated record. Bases 1 to 4197 code for a protein of 1398 amino acids. NCBI's taxonomy places the organism in Eukaryota, Metazoa, Annelida, Clitellata, Rhynchobdellida, Glossiphoniidae. Gene Ontology annotation, biological process: regulation of DNA-templated transcription. The transcript has 26 exons. Gene Ontology annotation, molecular function: protein binding.
AUGCAAGUAUUGCCGGAUCAGGAAUAUCUGGAAAGUGCCAUGCAAAUAGAGAAUAUAAAUUACGAACACAAACACACGGAGCCAUACGCACGAACUGGGCACGUCAGUUGCUACGUCGAUAACUACAUGUUCAUCUGGGGUGGCUACUCUGAAAAACAGAUUCUAAACUCAGACAACAAUAGAAUAACGAGGAUUUGUCAAUACAUGAACCCCUAUAAGUUUUGGAAGUACCUUCCAGACAUCAAAUUAUGGAAAAGCUGCAAUUUAAAGGGACAAAUCCUUGAAUCGUCUGGAUCUGGAGCAGUCUACGAUCCCAAAUUCCGAAAGUUAUACAUAAUCUUUGGCUGUGGGAGUACUAAAUAUAUAAAUAGCAUCUUUGAGAUCUCUGUCGAUAAAAAAUCAUGUCAAUUUGUUGAUCAGAAAAGAGUUGACAACCGGCUGCCGGCCGGUAGAGAUAAAUUCUCAUGCUGUUUAUAUGACAGAAAAAUUUACAUAUUUGGCGGACACGGUAGAGAUAUAACAGAACAAUUACAUAGUGCCAGAGUCGAUGAAUUUGUUCCUAAUUGGGUAGAUGAUGAAGAAACUCCGACUGGCUGGAAUAAUCAGCUGUUGGAGUUCAAUCUUACUGAUAAUUCAUGGAAAGGCAGCAAGCCAUCACCUAGGGCAGCCCAUUCGAUCGCACUGAUCGAGAAUACGAAACACGCGUAUCUGUUCGGUGGUCGGCUUCAGCUGAAUCGGUUAAAUGAUUUGUACCAUCUCGACCUUCACACUUUCAUCUGGACCAAAAUCGAUGUUGAGGGUAGCGUGCCGUGUGGAAGAUCGUGGCACACGUUGAAUGCCUUCACAAAUGUACCCAACCACUUUAAAAAUGGCAAUACUGACAACAACAAUGCUGAUGAUGACAUUUGGACGAUAAACAUCCCAGAGUACAGAGAUAGGCCUGUAAAAUGGUGCAAAAAAAAUGAAGGAUUACCGAGCGGAGGUCGACUCUGGCAUACGACUGUCGUUUCAGGAAAUGGAGAUGUACUCAUUUUUGGGGGAUGUAACAAUGAUAUCCACGAUGGACAGGACAUCCCUAAAUACAUAUCAAACCUGGUAUGCUUGAGGUUUUUCCCAGAUAAAUUGUACAGACUUGCACUGAGGCACAUUUUGAAAGAUAAAAAAAUUCAUAAGAAGUCUAUUCACGAAUUGCCAAAGACGUCAAGCAGUUACAUCCAGAAAAUUUGGAAAACGGAAAAAAUAAUCAAAAUGCAAAAAGAAUCAGUGAUAUCAAAGAUCACAAAUGUUAUUAACAGAGAAUUCGACAGGGAGAUAAAAAACAAAGAACUAGAGAUUGAAAAAGUCGAAGAUAAUAUAAAUAGUGCAAUAGGCUUACUGGACAGAUUGAGAAUGGCCAUGGUAUUGCAACAUUAUGGAAAGAUUGACGAGACAGACGUCUCUGAUCCAGUAAAUGUUGAUGAUUCAUCGUCGUCGACGACGACCAACACCAUACAUCCGACCGUUAAGAAGUUUCUCGGUAAAACAUUACUGCCAAACCACAGCACUAAUAACUAUAAUGACAACCAAAAUAGCUAUGAGGAUGAUCAUUAUAGUAGCAACAACAUCAACAACAACAACAACGUCAUCGGCACCAUCAACAGCUUCAACGUUAACAAGAGCAGUUACACCAGCAACACAGCAGUAUUUCAUAAUAGACGACGAAGGGGAGAUUUAUUUUCAGUUUAUAAGAGACUUAUCAUUGGAAAUGUUUCAAGAUAUUUACUGGCAAAGAGCAAGCAGCAGCAGCAGCAGAGAAGAUCGAAUGCCACAUCACCAACAGCCCCAUCAUCGGAGGCAUCCAACAACACAACAUCACCAACACACCAAUGGAUGGUCUAUGUAAGGAGUUGUUCUGACGAUUCGACAUUCGUGGAAGACUGUGUGGAUAAUGUCGUUUUCAAGCUACACUCCAGUUAUAAACCACAUGACCUCGUUAAAAUUACAAAUCCUCCAUUUCGAUUGGUCAGGAAGGGUUGGGGCGAGUUCCCAGUGCGAGUUGAGGUGCAUUUCAAACCGCCAUUUGACAGGACUGCUCUUAAUUUUGUGCAUCAAUUGAAGCUAGAUAGUACAUUCACUGGUCUGCAGAUUCCUGGCCUUGAAACAGUUAUAGAUGUGGAACUGAAAAAUAUGCCCAUGGUGAAACUACUUUCCGCUGAUGGUGGUGAUGAUUGUGAUGUUGAUGACGAUGAUGAUGAUGCUGGUGAUGCUGAUGGUGGUGAUGAUGUUGACAUGGAGAAGGAAGAGAUGACGUCAACAGCCCCAGUGGCAACCGCAGUGACGACAACCACCAGAAUGACGCUAACAACCACAUCAUCUUCAACGCCAACAUUAACAUUGCACUCGCCUCCAUCUCCACCGCCACCAUCUACAACAGCCACAUUACUACGAAUAACAUCAACAAUAUUAAAACCAUCGAUACCCAUUACAACAACAACAACAUCAAUAACAACAACAUCAAUAACAACAACAACAACAACAACAUCAUCGUCGUCAUCAUUGAUCAUUACAUCAACUUCAUUAACAUCGACGCACCAAAUUUUACAUAACAACAACAACAACAUCAACAACAACAUCAACAACAACAACAUCAACAACAUCAACAACAACAACAUCAACAACAACAUCAACAAUAACAUCAACAACAACAACAUCAACAACAUCAACAACAACAACAUCAACAACAACAUCAACAAUAACAUCAACAACAACAACAUCAACAACAUCAACAACAACAACAUCAACAACAACAACAUCAACAACAAAAAUAUCAUAACAAAAUCAGUGCCAUAUACGACGAAAUCAAUAGUAAUAUUAAGCAAUCUGAAGCACGGCAUAACAGCUCCACCUAAGAUUAAAAUUCCAAACUCAAAUACCUUUACAAAUUUUACGUCAUCAUCAGUGACGUCAUCAUCGUCGUUAUUAUCAUUAGCGAAAUCGCCAUCCCUAACUUCUUUAUAUAAAGAACAACAGCAACAUCGCCAGCAGACGCAACAACUUCAACAACAUUCAAUCAGACUACAGCAAUGCCAACCAAUCAAAAUUUGUAACAACCACAACAACAACAACAUCAACAAAAUGAUCAACAUCAACAACAACAACGUCAACAAAAUGAUCAACAUCAACAACAACAACGUCAACAAAAUGAUCAACAUUAACGUCAAUAACAACAUCAACAAAAUUAUCAACAUCAACAACAACAAAAUGAUCAACAACAAUAACAUGAGCAACAACAUUAUUAAUAUCAACAACAUCAACAACAACACCAACAAACCUUUAAUCUCUAUGAACCCAAAAUCGAGACCAAUAAAAAUGACCAGUAUUUUAAAAUGUAGCCAGCAGUCGGCGGACUCGAAAAUGUCAGUUGACCAAUUGCUGAUGAGUAUUGUGCUCAGGUGUCCAAUCAUAACUGCUGAUUGUGAUAAAUAUCCAUACCUUAGUACAAGUUGCCUUAAAAAGUAUCUAAGCUGGUCUGUUGGCAAAAGGCGGGCUUAUGAGCUAUGCAGGGCUUCGGUCGUUAAGAACUGUUUGCUCUUUGUCCUUCAGAAGCGUCGCCACAACAACAACAACAACAACGACGUCACUACAAAUAACAAUGAUAAUGAAUUUAUUUCAAAAUAUAGCAACUGGUUCGUCGCCAAGUGGUGUCGAAUGUACGGCCAUACUCCUAUCGAUAAUGACGAUGAUGGCGAGGAGGACAACAACAACAACAACAAUAAAAUGACAUCACCGUUAAAGGAAAAGAUUUCAUUGGUCCGAGAAAUUAUGCCAUUAUCUUUAGAAGCUUCUUACGUUCAGCAGUGCAUGUCUCAAAUCUGUCUGCGUUUGAAGCCGGUGGCUGUGGACGAAAACAUCAACCCGAGAUUCUAUGCCAAUGUCGUUGAGGAAGUUUUAGCUGGGGCCUUAAAGAUGUUUCUAGUUGACCUACUCAGCCAAUCACACGCCAGCAAAUUCGCAAAUUUAACCAAUGAAAACGGAGAUGAUGACGACAACAACAACGACAACAACAACAACAACAAUAAUAAUGAUGAUGAUGAUGAUGCGAGAAUUUUGAAAAUUCGCCCUGCCAAUGUCUACAAAUCAUCCAUGUACAAGGAUGAUAAAAAAAAUGAUAUAAAAUUUGAUAUAAAAAUUCCUAUCACGGUAUAUCUUGUGCGAUGA